GACCAAUUUUUUCAACAGGAAAACUCAGCCUAUAAAUACCACAAGCCUGAAGCUGCAUCAAACAUACAUACAAGCUUUUAUAUUAUCCAAUUCAACUUCAAAGUUGAUUGUAAAUCGCUAAUUCUGUGAACUUUUUGGUGUGAAACCUGAAAAAGAGAGCACAUAUACAAAUGGCCGAGAAGCAAUAUUCUGCUGAUGUUGUUGAAGGACUGAGGAAGAUUCUCAUCAGUGAGGAAGUAAGGCUGGAUGAGGAGGUACAGGGAAAAGUAGAGAUGCUUAUUGCUGAGCUCCAAAGGAGAAUCCCUUUUCCCGUUCCUGACGAAGAUGCUCAAACGCUUUACAAUGGCUUUCAAUCCUUUAAGACCAACGUUUUCGACCAACAUCCUAAUUUGUUCUGUGAACUUGCAAAAGCCCAGCAUCCCAGGUACUUGGUGUUUGCAUGCUCGGAUUCCCGUGUAAGCCCCUCGACUAUUUUCAACUUCAUGCCAGGUCAAGCCUUUGUUUCUCGCAAUAUUGCCAACAUGGUCCCACCAUUUGACCAGCUAAGACACACUGAAACUGGUGCAGUCAUUGAGUAUGCUAUUAAAGCUCUUAAGGUAAAUAAUAUACUGGUAAUUGGGCAUAGUCGCUGUGGUGGUGUGGAGAGGCUUAUGAACCUUCCAGAUGUCUCUGAUCAUUCUCAUACUUAUGACUUCAUAGAUGACUGGGUGAAAAUUGGUUUGCCUGCAAAGAAAAAGGUCCUGGAAGAAAAUAAUGGCCUGCCUUGCGAAGAACUAUUGAAGCUUUGCGAAAAGGAAUCAGUGAAUAACUCACUGGGAAAUCUACUGACAUAUCCAUAUGUGAGAGAUGCUAUGACGAGUGGACAUUUGGCACUGAGAGGAGGUUAUUACGACUUCGUUAAUGGACAUUUUGAGCAAUGGAGGGCCUUCACACCACCUCCACCAGUAAUGCCACCCAUGCCCCAGCCUUUCUAACUGUCGUCUCAUUUACUUUAUCUGCUGCAACUGAGAACUUGCUUGUUUGCUCUAAAAUAAUAAAAAUAAAUAAACAGUCUAUUAAGAUUGUCUUCUCUGUUCGAAAGAUAAAUGAUUAGAUUCUUGAGGUUCGAGUGAGUGGGGAAGAGAUGGAUAUCAAAAUAAAAUUUGAUGUUUGAGCUUCAACUAAUUCAUCCCUUACACACAAAAUUCGAUGCUUUGAGAAAAUAACAGCUCUUUUUCAUCCUAUGCAUUCCCUAUGAUAAUAAA
Messenger RNA from Gossypium arboreum, 1244 nucleotides. Its product is annotated as carbonic anhydrase 2-like. The record is from RefSeq and is a predicted model, not a curated record. Gene Ontology annotation, molecular function: carbonate dehydratase activity; zinc ion binding. The transcript has 9 exons. Gene Ontology annotation, biological process: carbon utilization. The coding region runs from base 171 to 974 and encodes 267 amino acids. NCBI's taxonomy places the organism in Eukaryota, Viridiplantae, Streptophyta, Magnoliopsida, Malvales, Malvaceae.